This is a messenger RNA of Encephalitozoon intestinalis ATCC 50506, 603 nucleotides long. RefSeq lists its product as uncharacterized. The record is from RefSeq and is a predicted model, not a curated record. NCBI's taxonomy places the organism in Eukaryota, Fungi, Microsporidia, Unikaryonidae. Bases 1 to 603 code for a protein of 200 amino acids. The transcript has a single exon.
AUGAGCAUGGAUUACAGAGAACACAUGCCGAUGAACGAUACAACACUGUCGAGAUUCAGACAAUUUCUUGGAACAAGCAUACACGACGGAUAUACCAGACAUAGAAUAUGUAAGAGCUUGAAAAAAAGUCAUACAAACCUAUACACAAUUUUGACCGCAAAGAGUCUUUUUGACAAGAUGAAAAGAGAUCUGCCAAACCACAUCGAAAGAAUGAACAAAAGAUCUUCAUGGGAUGUGAAUAAAUUUGCGUCCAACAGGAGAGGAAGAGAGUUGGAGAAAAUGCUUGGGAAUGAAUAUCUCCUAUUUAUCGGAUGUAUAAUAAUAUCGUCAAAAAUAUACAUGGAUCUUUCGUACACCAACUUCUCAUGGAUCGAAAUAUGCCAUCACGGGAUCGACCAAAUAAACGCUACAGAGAAACUAAUCCUACAAGUCCUGGACUAUGACGUUAGUCUUCAAUGGAUAGAGCUGAAAAAAAUGUACGACGAAUUCGGCACCAUGCCUGGGGAAAUUCUCUCCGGUCAAAUAGAGAUGAAGCAAAGAAAAGGAUUUUUCAAGUGGGCAUUUGGCUCUUUAUUUCGUCUGAUUUCAUGUGUAGAUACAUGA